This is a messenger RNA of Polychytrium aggregatum, 1959 nucleotides long. Its product is annotated as glycoside hydrolase superfamily. The coding region runs from base 1 to 1959 and encodes 652 amino acids. The transcript is spliced from 3 exons. Gene Ontology annotation, molecular function: beta-N-acetylhexosaminidase activity. Gene Ontology annotation, cellular component: membrane. Gene Ontology annotation, biological process: glycosaminoglycan metabolic process; carbohydrate metabolic process. The record is from RefSeq and is a predicted model, not a curated record. NCBI's taxonomy places the organism in Eukaryota, Fungi, Chytridiomycota, Chytridiomycetes, Polychytriales.
AUGGCCGCCGCUACUGACUACGACCCCUACCACUCGACCUCGAGCCCAACCGACACUGUGCAUGACUACGGAAAGGCCAACGUCACCGAUCCCGGCAGCCAGCGACCCAAAUGCUCCAUCAAGCGAACCCGCUCGGCCCUGGACUAUCUCUGGCCGCUCCCCGCCAGCGUCACCGACAAGUACUACGAUGUCAAGUUUGGCUCGCUGCACCUCGAGGUCCACUCGAGCGACGACGACCAGCGCGAUUACGUUGUUCAAGCCUUUGGCCGCUUCAAGCAUUCGUUGGCCGCCAAGAAAUCCGGCAAGAGCUCUCGCCGACUGCCGGUGAUUGUCAACAUUCUCGGAUCGGACUGCGUCGAUGCCUCGUCGCUUCAGGGCAUCGACGAGUCCUAUACCCUCGAUGUCUCUGAUGUCUCGAUCCACAUCAAUGCACAGAACCAAGUUGGUGCUAUAUAUGCCCUCCAAACGCUCUCGCAACUGGUGACAGACAAGGGUUCGCUUGUCGCAGCCAGCAUCACAGACAAGCCUCGCUUCCCUUACCGCGGCUUCAUGCUCGACACAGCCCGCAACUUCUUCCCAGUCGUCGAUAUCAAGCGCAUACUCGACGGACUUGCAUACUCCAAGAUCAAUGUGCUCCACUGGCACAUCUAUGAUUCUCAGUCGUUCCCGAUCAAGUGGGACCGCUACCCCGGUCUGCUGAAUGCUGCCUUCAAGUACGACGAUGGCACUCCAAAGAUCUACACCAAGGACGACAUCCGCAAGAUUAUUGCCUAUGCCUUUGCCCGCAACAUCCGCGUGAUUCCCGAGUUUGAGUUCCCAGGGCACAAUGCUGUGUUCCACUUUGCGGACCCAAGCUUUGUUCUUGCGUAUGCGCACUCGCCGUGGGAUGGCCGCAACGGCUAUCUGAAGAACGACUCCACGACCCAGCUUGUUGGUUGGGGUGCUCAGUAUUGCAACGAGCCGCCGUGUGGCCAACUCGACCCCACCAACUACAAGGCCAUGUGUCUCGUCAACGACUUGGUCAACGAAGUCGGUUCGUGGUUCGAGGAUCCUGUCCUCCACGUUGGUCACGACGAAGUCAAUGGCCGUGUCUAUGGCAAGGUUCCUGACAACUGGGACACGUUUGAUCCCACCGUCUACACUAAUCCGGUCGUUCAAGCCUUCGAGAAGCAGUUUGUUCCCAUACUCGCCAAGGCAAAGAAGCAAUAUGCCGCCUGGGACGAUGCCGCCACCGACUUUGGCAUCGAAAAGAUCAUCCCCUCCAACGCCAUCAUUACCCAAUGGCAGACCGGGCAGGAUGGCACCAACGGCGGCAAGGUCAACGACAUCGCUGCCAAGGGCUUCACCAACAUUGUGGUCUCGCCCUCGUCGCACUACUACUUGGAUUGCUCGCCCUCGGUUGCUUGGUGUAUGAGCAACCCUUUGCCCAACAUCAGCUACAACUUGCCCGGCUACAAGACCCUCACCGGUCAAUGGCACAACUGGACCAUGAUCUACCAGUACGACCCAUUGAGCGGCGUUUUGCCCGCAAACGUCCCCUUCGUCAAGGGCGGCUUUGGCUCGCUUUGGUCCGAGACGAUCAAGCGCCACAACCUCGACCGAUACGUUUUCCCCCGCAUGGCAGCCAUCGCCGAGCGUCUCUGGUCCUACACCAAUGCCGCAUACGACCCUGUGGCGACACCUCGCCGCCUGAACCGCUUCCGCGCCUCGCUGAUCAACGAGCUGGGCAUUGCCUCCGCCGAUCUUGACUAUCUGGGCAAUGGCGAGGGCACGGUGUUCCGCACCGAGCUCUGUGACGGGCCCGGCACUACUGCUGCAUUCCAGAAGACCUCUGAGUGCUGCUUUGCUGGCCAGCCCACAGCUCCAGGCGCCUCUGAGAACUACUGCGAGAUCGCCUGCACCUACAAGACCAACAGCUUUGUCUACACGAUCCCCGCCAACGUGCCAUACGACUACUGA